Molecule: messenger RNA, 1958 nt
Organism: Panicum hallii
Lineage: Eukaryota; Viridiplantae; Streptophyta; Magnoliopsida; Poales; Poaceae
Product: cytochrome P450 86B1-like
Exons: 2
Coding region: 57-1703 (548 amino acids)
Molecular function (GO): iron ion binding; heme binding; oxidoreductase activity, acting on paired donors, with incorporation or reduction of molecular oxygen
Source: RefSeq, a predicted model, not a curated record
CAGCGCGCAGCAGAGCCACCACCUUUCUCCGCCCCCGGCCUCCGUGCGAGCACGCCAUGACCAUGAGCGGGAGCGGCGCCAUGGACACGGCCGCCUCGCGCAACGCCACGGCGGCGGCGGCGCCUGGUGCCGCCGGCGGGCUCGCGGGCCUGCUGCCGGAGGUGCAGACGCUGGAGCUGCUCGUGGCGGUGUCCAUCUUCGUGGCCAUCCACUCGCUGCGGCAGCGGCGCGCGCAGGGCCUCCCGGCGUGGCCGCUCGUCGGCAUGCUGCCGUCGCUGCUCCUCGGCCUCCGCGGCGACAUGUACGAGUGGAUCACGGGCGUGCUCCAGGCGCGCGGCGGCACCUUCACCUUCCGCGGGCCGUGGUUCACCAACCUCCACUGCGUCGUCACCGCGGACCCGCGGAACCUGGAGCACCUGCUCAAGACCAGGUUCGGGAGCUUCCCCAAGGGCCCCUACUUCCGCGACACCGUGCGGGACCUCCUCGGCGACGGCAUCUUCGGGGCCGACGACGAGGUGUGGAGGAGGCAGCGCAAGGCGGCCAGCCUCGAGUUCCACUCCGCCGAGUUCCGCGCGCUCACCGCCAGCUCCCUCGUCGAGCUCGUGCACCGCCGCCUGCUCCCCGUGCUGGCGGACGCCGAGGCCGCGGGCGCCGCCGUCGACCUCCAGGACGUGCUCCUCCGCCUCACCUUCGACAACGUCUGCAUGAUCGCCUUCGGCGUCGACCCGGGCUGCCUCCGCCCGGGCCUCCCCGAGAUCCCGUUCGCGCGCGCCUUCGAGGACGCCACCGAGGCCACCAUCGUGCGCUUCCUCACGCCCACCGCGGUGUGGCGCGCCAUGCGCGCGCUCGGCGUCGGGAACGAGCGCGUGCUCCAGCGCUCCCUGGCCGGCGUCGACGAGUUCGCCUACGACGUCAUCCGCAGGCGCAAGGAGGAGCUCGACGCCGGCCGCGGCGCCGCCGACGCCGGGCGCAGGUCGGACCUCCUCACCGUGUUCACCAAGAUGCGCGACGAGGACGGCCGCCCCGCCUACUCGGACAAGUUCCUCCGCGACAUCUGCGUCAACUUCAUCCUGGCCGGCCGCGACACCUCCUCCGUGGCGCUCGCGUGGUUCUUCUGGCUGCUCGGCAACAACCCCGCCGUGGAGGACAGGGUCCUGGAGGAGAUCGAGGGCAUCGUCGCGGCGCGGAAGGCGCAGGGGGAGGUCGAGGAGGAGCUCGUGUUCCAGCCGGAGGAGGUGAAGCGGAUGGAGUACCUCCACGCCGCGCUCUCCGAGGCGCUCCGGCUCUACCCCUCCGUCCCCGUCGACCACAAGGAGGUGGUGGAGGACGAGGUGUUCCCGGACGGGACGGUGCUGAGGAAGGGCACCAAGGUGAUCUACGCCAUGUACGCCAUGGGGCGGAUGGAGAGCAUCUGGGGCGACGACUGCCGGGAGUACAGGCCGGAGCGCUGGCUCCGGGACGGCCGCUUCACCAGCGAGUCCGCCUACAAGUUCACCGCCUUCAACGGCGGCCCGCGCCUCUGCCUCGGCAAGGACUUCGCCUACUACCAGAUGAAGUUCGCCGCGGCGUCCAUCCUCCGCCGCUACCGCGUCCGCGUCGUCGAGGGGCACCCCGUCGCGCCCAAGAUAGCGCUCACCAUGUACAUGAAGCACGGGCUCAAGGUGACGCUGGCCAAGAGGGACAAGGGCAGCAGCAGGCUCUGAAGCUUGACACCGUUCGGAGUCUGCUUUCAGAUGUGGUCUGCAACUUGUGCAACUUUGUGGGAGGAAGCUGAUGAUGAUUCUGUGUGAAAAGAAGUCCUCUGUUCUCAUUAUGUGUCGUCUUUUGUAGUGCUACUUUUAUUAUUAAGUAAUUAAUUUGUUCUGUUUACAUGUAGUGUAGACAAGUACGGGGAGUACAGAACUUCUGUAUAUGUAUAUGUGCGAGUGAUGAUGGCAAAACGCUGAAGCUUCAGAUGA